UAAAAGAGAAACGUAUCAUUCAGCUUUCUCCUGUUAAAAGAAAACCACCUAUCAGUCCUAUUUGGCUACAACCUCAACUGGUGGACGGACCCUAUGACAAACUUGUAUCCGGCCCUGCGGGUGUCUUUCGAGAUCUACGGGCGCGUGUCACGACGCCCCAAGGUUUUUUGCAUAAGACACAGUGUUAUGGAUCAGAAUUUGGCAUCAAGGAGACAGAAAUUCUGGUACAGCGCGAGAAUACUGUGUUUAGGUUGAGUGGGGUCGAUAUGACAGUCUCCAG
Molecule: messenger RNA, 280 nt
Organism: Acaulospora colombiana
Lineage: Eukaryota; Fungi; Glomeromycota; Glomeromycetes; Diversisporales; Acaulosporaceae
Source: the annotation of a GenBank genome assembly